Suillus discolor is the source of this 815-nucleotide messenger RNA. RefSeq lists its product as uncharacterized. The transcript has 2 exons. The record is from RefSeq and is a predicted model, not a curated record. NCBI's taxonomy places the organism in Eukaryota, Fungi, Basidiomycota, Agaricomycetes, Boletales, Suillaceae. The annotation marks the transcript as partial.
UUAAUGAUGACCGUCAGUAUACUCGGAAGAGGAACAGCAUAUAGAGAGCCAAAAACGGGUCCAGCGUCCAGCGUGUCUGAUUAUGACAUGAGGAUUGGUGUUUGGAGUUGUGUCAGUGACGACGGGAGGUGCGGUGGCGGGGGAGACAGCAGCCUGUGCUUGCGAAGACUGGGCUUGAGACGCGCCAUUAGAAUGCUGUGUGGUAUUGCCAUUGGGAGGACGGGAGGUGCUCGCGGCAGCGUUCCCAGGUUUCAAUGGAAUUAUUUUCAUUCGUCUUUCUCUUGCACAUGCGUUCCUCUGUGUUGUAUGAGGGAGGGUUUGAAUAUUCGAGAAGCAAACAGACAACAUACACGUUUGCCCUUGGCGUACGGAACAUUGACUACUGCUGAGGGACGCUCGCGAAGCUCGAUAUCUUCACCGGUUGGUCUCCCAGAGAGACGACUCCGAACCCAGUGGAAAGGGCGGGGUCGCGAAGACGUAUCGUGGGCGUCGGUGUGGAAUAAAGAAGAAAGUCGGUCACGAAGGAUGCUUGGAUGUGAUGCGUGCUGAGUGAGCCCGAUCUGGUAAGUCGUCAAAAAAACCAUGAGGCACCCGGCGCUGGGGAAUGAUGAUUGGCUGACGAACUGGACGUGGUGUAGCAUCAGCCUAGAAGGAAUGUGUUCAAUUGCGAUAGGAUAGGACCUGAUCAUAAAAAGUAACACAUACAGCAAAGACCGGCUUGUCCAACAGAGGUUCGCUAAGGCCAGCUUCUUUUAGUAUCCCAGAAAUGUCCCAUGUAUACGCAUUUUUGUCACCGCAGCCAGUGGCUAGUAGCU